Chelonia mydas (Green sea turtle) is the source of this 8569-nucleotide messenger RNA. It is a transcript of the gene ZMIZ1, whose product is annotated as zinc finger MIZ-type containing 1. The transcript is spliced from 23 exons. Lineage: Eukaryota; Metazoa; Chordata; Testudines; Cheloniidae. Gene Ontology annotation, biological process: regulation of transcription by RNA polymerase II; protein sumoylation. Gene Ontology annotation, molecular function: SUMO ligase activity; zinc ion binding. Bases 1217 to 4393 code for a protein of 1058 amino acids. The record is from RefSeq and is a predicted model, not a curated record.
GCUGGAGAUUGCGUUGGUUGGGGCUGCUACUGGCAGUCAGAAAGCUCUCCUAAGGAACGAUUCUAUUCUCUUGCUAACCCUCGAAAAGCUUCUCUCCUUCCCCACCAGAACAGAGAGUCUUUUCUCCGUGGGGCUAGGAGGGGAAUCCAGCGCUCCUCUCUAUCGGUUCCUUUAUCCCUUCCUUCCUGAAUCAUUAGUGCUGCUCGCCUUGAAAAUAAAAACCCACAGAGCUAAUGUAAAGUGAAACGCAUCAAAAAGGCAAAAGAGCUUGAACCUUGCAACCAGCCAUUGAGUAGUCUGUCUCCUCCACCCAGUCUUUCUCCAAACCCGGGCAAAAAUCCCCGUUGAGGAGAACAUAAACUGGGGCAGCACUGCACGCUUUUAAUUACAUAAAUUCCAGAGUGGGGAUCCCUCCUCUUCAGCAAUAUCAAAACGCAGAGGGGAGCAUAGUCCCAUGCGUUCACUCUCUAAUCUGGGAUGGUUUGCACUGCACGCUAUUCACUAGGAUUAAGAGGAAGUUUGUGGGUUUUUUUUUUUAAAUCGUGUAAAACAAUAUUUUCAUUUUAACUUUAACUUUAUGGGAUAGGGGAGGGAAGAGAGGGGGCGAGAAUAGAGAGCGAGGGACAGAACAUCCCUACAGGAGGCAGCUCCCUUUCAGAUAGGAAUCUGGGACAGAUUUUGCCAACAGCCACAAAGCAUGGCCCUUUGGUAAUAGAAUAGCCAAUGUAAUUUGACACUUCAACUUGCUGUGCUCUCUGCUAGUUGAUUCACUUACUCACCCACUAACAUUGAGCUCCUUUUCACUGUCUGUAUAGGGGGGGAGCAGGAGAGAGAAACCGCUUUUAAAUGAAAAAUAUUUUAAAAGCACCUGAACAGAGCUGCCAAUCAGCUGGGGAAAGAGGAUUUUUGCUGCCUGCUUCCUUAUUAUAUUUCUUACUGCAAGCCUGCUGUGCAAUCUAGAGAGAGUGCGAGCAAUUUGCUCUACAAGAUCCAUUUGUCGUCAAAUUACACGUCUUGCCAGCAGUGUCCGACCAGUGACUCAGACCAGACACAUAGUUUAUUCCUAAAUGCUGAACAGUGCAAAGGAAAAUGGAUCGUGUUAUGUGAAGGCACUGAGAAAAUAGUCAUCAGAUCCUGAGAGGAAGAAGGCACUUGUGGAACUCAGAUUGAGGGAUUUUAAUGGCUUUCAGGUAGAAGCCAAGUGGAGACAAUCAAAAUGAAUUCUAUGGACAGGCACAUACAGCAGACCAAUGACCGGCUGCAGUGCAUAAAACAGCACUUACAGAAUCCUGCAAACUUCCAUAAUGCAGCUACAGAGCUCCUGGACUGGUGUGGAGACCCGAGAGCUUUCCAGAGACCUUUUGAGCAGAGUCUGAUGGGCUGUUUGACGGUUGUUAGUCGAGUGGCAGCACAGCAAGGAUUUGACUUGGAUCUUGGAUACAGGCUACUGGCCGUAUGUGCAGCCAACAGGGACAAAUUCACUCCAAAAUCAGCUGCGCUGCUUUCGUCGUGGUGUGAGGAGUUGGGACGGCUCUUGCUGCUUCGUCACCAGAAAAGCCGGCAAAACGAUCCUCCCGGGAAGCUACCCAUGCAACCCCCCAUGAACUCUAUGAGCUCCAUGAAACCCACGCUCUCUCAUAGUGAUGGGUCUUUCCCCUAUGACUCUGUUCCUUGGCAGCAAAACACCAACCAACCACCAGGUUCUUUAUCAGUGGUCACUACAGUAUGGGGUGUGACUAAUACCUCCCAAAGCCAGGUGCUGGGAAACCCAAUGGCAAAUGCCAAUAACCCUAUGAACCCAGCAGGAAACCCCAUGGCUUCUGGGAUGACUACAAGCAACCCUGGCAUUAAUUCCCCUCAGUUUGCUGGGCAGCAGCAGCAGUUUUCAGCCAAGGCAGGCUCCGCUCAACCCUAUAUGCAGCAGGGCAUGUACGGGAGACCCAACUAUCCCGGAAGUGGAGGCUUUGGCGGGAGUUACCCUGGUGGCCCAAAUACUCCUGCGGGAAUGGGGAUCCCUCCACACACGAGGCCGCCUGCAGAUUUCACUCAGCCGGCUGCAGCUGCCGCCGCAGCUGCAGUUGCAGCUGCAGCUGCCACAGCAACAGCUACAGCUACAGCCACUGUAGCAGCCCUUCAGGAAACCCAGAACAAGGACAUGAACCAGUAUGGACCGGUUUGUUCCUCUUUCCAGAUGGGUCCAACUCAGGCUUACAACAGCCAGUUCAUGAAUCAACCUGGCCCUCGCGGCCCUGCUUCUAUGCCAGGCAGCAUGAACCCAGCGAGCAUGGGAGCCGGAAUGACGCCUUCCAGCAUGAGCGGGCCACCUAUGGGUAUGAGCCAGCCGAGGCCCCCUGGGAUAAGCCCCUUCAGCAGCCAUGGGCAGAGGAUGCCGCAGCAAGCUUACCCAGGUCCACGCCCCCAGUCUUUGCCUAUACAGGGCAUGAAGAGACCGUACCCAGGAGAGCCAAAUUACGGAAACCAGCAGUAUGGACCAAAUAGCCAGUUUCCUACCCAGCCUGGUCAGUAUCCAACUCCCAACCCUCCAAGACCUCUUACGUCUCCUAAUUAUCCUGGACAGAGGAUGCCUACCCAGCAAAAUACAGGGCAGUACCCACCUCCAACAGUCAACAUGGGACAGUAUUACAAGCCAUCAAGGCCUGUACCUGUGGCAAAUUACCCUCACUCACCGGUUCCAGGAAACCCCACACCACCCAUGACUCCAGGGAGCAGUAUUCCACCAUACCUGUCACCUAACCAGGAUGUCAAACCACCAUUCCCACCUGACAUUAAGCCAAAUAUCAAUGCUUUACCGCCACCGCCAAAUGCUAAAGGGAAAGUUCACACUUUCUCUCCCUCUUCGAUCCCAGCCAACCACAACGAUGAGCUGCGUCUGACAUUCCCUGUGAGAGAUGGGGUGGUGUUGGAGCCCUUUCGGCUGGAGCACAACCUGGCAGUCAGUAACCAUGUCUUUCACCUACGGCCAACCGUCCAUCAGACGCUGAUGUGGAGGUCUGACUUGGAGCUGCAGUUCAAGUGCUACCACCACGAAGACAGACAAAUGAACACAAACUGGCCAGCAUCGGUCCAGGUCAGCGUUAAUGCAACCCCUCUUACCAUUGAACGUGGCGACAACAAGACAUCUCAUAAACCUCUGCACCUAAAGCACGUCUGUCAGCCGGGAAGAAACACAAUUCAAAUUACAGUCACAGCAUGUUGUUGUUCACACUUGUUCGUGUUGCAGUUAGUGCACCGGCCAUCAGUUCGUUCUGUGCUUCAAGGCUUGCUAAAGAAACGUCUUCUCCCCGCGGAACAUUGCAUCACUAAGAUCAAGAGGAACUUCAGCAGCGUGGCAGCCUCCUCUGGCAACGCAACACUAAAUGGUGAGGAUGGAGUGGAGCAGACAGCUAUUAAAGUGUCUCUGAAAUGUCCAAUCACAUUCCGGCGAAUCCAGCUCCCAGCGAGAGGCCAUGAUUGCAAGCAUGUACAAUGCUUUGAUCUGGAAUCUUACUUGCAACUGAACUGUGAACGAGGAACUUGGAGGUGUCCUGUAUGCAAUAAAACUGCUCUACUGGAGGGCUUGGAGGUCGACCAGUAUAUGUGGGGUAUUCUGAAUGCUAUACAAAACUCUGAGUUUGAAGAAGUUACAAUCGAUCCAACAUGCAGUUGGAGGCCAGUCCCUAUAAAGUCAGAUAUUCACAUCAAAGAUGAUCCAGAUGGCAUUCCUUCCAAGAGAUUUAAAACCAUGAGUCCCAGCCAGAUGAUCAUGCCAAAUGUGAUGGAGAUGAUUGCAGCUUUGGGUCCUGGCCCGUCACCUUACCCAUCCCUUCCACCUCCACCAGGGGGCAAUAACUCCACUGAGUAUGGUAACCAAGGCAACAGUUACCAAGGUCAUGGCAAUUUUGAUUUCCCUCAUGGGAAUCCUGGUGGAACUUCUAUGAAUGACUUCAUGCAUGGGCCACAGCUGUCUCACCCUCCAGACAUGCCCAGCAGCAUGGCAGCUCUUGACAAACCCCUCAGUCACCCCAUGCAAGAAUCAAUCCCUCAUCCUGGCAGCACUGAUCAAUCCCAUAGUUCCAUGCAGCAAGGUUUGCACGUACCUCACCCCAGCAGCCAGUCAGGGCAGCCAUUACAUCACAGUGGUCCUCCUACCCAGCAGUCCCGGCAGCCGCCACAGGCCGCUUCUAGCAACCAUCCACACAGUGACCUGACUUUUAACCCCUCCUCAGCCUUAGAAGGUCAGGCUGGUGGACAGGGAGCAUCUGACAUGCCGGAGCCCUCACUGGAUCUGCUUCCAGAACUCACAAAUCCAGAUGAGCUGCUUUCAUACCUAGAUCCUCCCGACCUGCCAAGCAAUAGCAAUGACGACCUUCUCUCUCUCUUUGAGAACAACUGAAACCCUAUGUAUUUUCCCCACUCCCUCACUUGUCCACACGUGGGUAGCUGCACAAAGAAGAAUCUUCACACUCCCACAGAAAAACCAACAAACUCAGACUUGAUCGAAUGGUGCACUCCCUGCUUUCCUCAUCUCAGAACUGGUUUUGUCAGCUUCACUGACUGUGAAAGCAAUGGGAGGGGGAAAAAAGAAAGAAAUGCAAUGAUCUCACAACGAAGCAUAGACAAUAGUGCAGCUAAUGGAAACCCCAUUCAUUGUUAAUCUAUAGAGAGAGAGUUCUGUGAUACACAUAGUGUGAAGUAUACUGGCAAGAACCAAUCUUGGCAAGGAAACAAAAGGCAAAAGAAUGGAACUGUCCUAAUUGACCGGUCUCAGAAUGUCCUUCCAACGAGUGUUCUUCCAUUUUUUUGAAACCCUUCCCCCACUUUCCCUCUUUCCCCCCUCAACUGCAGAUUUGUGUUGGACAAAUUGUAUUGGCCACACACUUAAAAGAAAACAAACAAACAUCUUAAUCACCAAAAAGCACAAAUAAUACAAUAAAAAUCAAAAGUCUGGAAGAAAUGAAUCAAAGGGAGACAUCUGCAUAACUAAUGUUUGUCUUCAGUAGAGGAGCCCUGAGAAUCUCCAGGCUGCAGACAAUGUGUGUUUGUGUUUAUAAAGCGUAGGAAUCUGCGACACCUGUUUGCAAGGGAUCCCUCUGCUUAGACAUACAGACUCGGAAAAAAAAACUUUAAAUUUGUUUUGGGGUUUUUUGUGGGGGUUUUGGUUUCCAAUCACUACCAUUUGUGACUGUGUUGUUAUCCAAUUGUUGACAUGAUUAUUUUUAUCCCAUAUAUCCAUUCAAAGCAGAAAAAGAGCGGGGAGGGAGUGUAAAAAGUUUUCUGUCUCCCAGAGCCUUCAGUGUGUUCCAUCUCUGUGUCAUUAGAUCCUCUGUACUGCACAAUACAUAGCAGGACAAGCUGGAUGAAGGCGGGGAAGAGCUCACUGCCGGAUGGGGAGAGUGACAUCACUCUUGACAUUUUUUUUUUUUUAAGAGCUUGAAAGGAGCAUUGAAAUUGGACAGACACCUUAGAGCUUCUCUUUUGUUUUGCUUUGUGUUUUGUUUACAAGACUGUUACAAGUAAUUAAGCCUUUUUCCGCCCUGUUUUUUUAACUCUUUAGCAGCCCAGGAUGUUUUAUUUUUCAAGAAGGAUGGGCCUGGGGAGAAUAAGUAAUUGUUGGUAGGUUACUACUGCCCUCAACAGACCCUGCUGCCACAAUCACUGUCUUGCCCUUGUGAUCUGUGCAUCUCGUGUGGUUGCUUCUCCUGCAUGAGCUUCCUAUUGCUUCGGUGCCCAUUUUUGUGCGCGCGCUCUCAUAAAUUAUGUACAGUAGCCGUGUAAAAAGUGCAUGUGUGCCAACUUUGCCCUCGUGGUGCGACAUUUCAGCUUUUGCCCACUGUACAGUUAUUGCUUUCUUUAUUACAAAAGCAAAUUUGACCACCACCACCCCAUCCCACAUCCCAUCAAAUAGUCCCUUAGCUGUUCUGAACAAUGUUUUAAACUUAACUGCCAGAUGGAAUUUUGUUAGGAUUUUUUUUUGUCCGUUUGAAUAUGUAAUCUCUCACCCUCCCUCUCCCCUGCUUCCCCCCGCCCCCCAUUUCUCUUUUAGUUUGCAACGCUGUAAAUGGCAUGACACAUGCUUACAGUUCUGGAUUUGCUUUCCUCACCAAAGUCAAUAUUUGUAAAUUCUUUGCGUAUUUUUUGUUAACAUUUCCCACUACUGCUGUACAUGCAUCGUGAUAUAUAUAUAUGCUAGUCCGCAGCACCUUGCUGUAGAUAUUAAAGGAAAUGGCGGUUUAGUUCUUUUAUUUUGCAAUAGGCGUAUUGAAUUUGUCAAACAUUUUAUGUAGAGGUGUUUCCACGCUUAUAUUUUUCCUGUUUUAUGGUUUUUUUAAAAGGCGCUGUUCAUUAUGCAAAAUCAAUUAUUUUAAGAAUUGCUAUUGUAAAUAUCUUUGUGAAUAUUUUAGGAUCGUCUUUGAUUAUAUUCAGCAUUUUCAUCAUCUGGUUAUCCUUUUGCUGGUGUUUUUAAAUACCUUGUCUGGGGGGGAAAAAAGGGGGGGUCCUUUAAAAAAAAAAAAAAGUAGGGUUCUUUAACAGAAUGAGGGAGCAUUUUUUUCUUUAAUAAAUUAGCCCAAUUUUCAUAUCCAUUUAUCAAAUGACUUGAUACAUCAGGCAGUACCUGGGCAAUCAGGUUCCAGCUCUGUCAUGCAAACUGAAUAAUAAUUUCCUGGGGCAAAAAAUAAUCUUCAUUGACUGUGUGGGUGAUUAUGGGCUGGUUAGUGGCAGACAUUUUGCCUAAAUCAGCAGAACCCAAAGAGCCAGCCCUGAAAACAAGUAAACUUGCCCUAAGGCAAGCAGCAAGUAUAUAAGAUACAAUAUGUAUAUCAUUUUCUGGUCCUCCAGCCUUUGAGACUGGAGCUAACACUUAAGGGUGUUGGUGGGUGGGGCAGGGAAACAGUACAGUAUGUUUUAUUCUGCUUAGAACUGUCUUUUUCUUCUCUAGACUUGACCACCUGUAGAGGAUCUCUGCAGAAUGUUAAAGAUAUCUUGGUAUAAUACAUGGUGACGUGGUUGUGGUGUAGUGCCACUCUCACGCAAUUAGUAGGAAAGACCAUCCUUCAGUUACCAAUGUGUUUUGUAGCCGGUUUUACUGUAGUAGUUUUCCCCCUGUAUUUUUGCUGCAUCAUUUAUGUAGGUGUUGAAGUCAUUUGCAUGGGCGGAUAAUGAUAAACUGACUUUGUAUUGCCUUUAGGUAUUUGGGGGUUUUUAGUCAUAGAUCUUGGAAUAAAGAACACUUCUCACUCUGAGUUGGAAUUGGUUGCUCGGAUUCUGUAAUUGAUUCUGUUAAUGAUUAUUUAAUUGCUCUACCCCAUUGUUGCUCGAGCAGCUGGCUAAAUUAGUCACCUGAAAUGAUUCGUCUAUUAAAAUGAGCCUAUGCUUUUCAAACCAGAUAUGUUAAGAAUCAAUCUAUUGCUAAUUGGUAGUCGUCUAACUGUAUCGUGUAGAGGUACCUGUUGGGAAACAUAAACAGAAAAACCCACAGAGAACAGCAACGUGGGUGGGGUGGUUUUCUACGUUGUACAUUAAUAACAGAGAAUUAAAUGAACAUUUUAAGCCUACAGAAACACUUGGUUCCUAAGCAAAAGUGACACUAGGAUUUUUAGCCAUCGUCAAACUGUCAGAAAUUUGAGACAGUUUCAAAACUGUUCGUCAGCUGACGUCAGGUACUGUACAAUAGAUUCAGUAUGAAAAAACUUCUAAAUGAAAACAUGGAUAAUUCUUAAUCUGUUCACUGCCAUAAUGUUAAAAUGUAGGGAAAGAUCUACCAAAUAGGAUAAUCACAGUUAUUUUCCUUUAAAGCUUAAUUAUUAUAUCAAAUUCCCAGUAGUGUUUUAAUCUGUUUUUUUGGUUUUUAAAAAUUGUUUCCUUAUGGAAGCUCAUCUGGGAAAGAACCCACAACAAUCUACAGUUCUGCUGCCAAGACGUUAUUAUAGGACUGACCGAUACACACCGAUGUCUGCAGUGGAGACUCAAGGGACAUCUGUACAUAUGUAAAUGAUGAAUAGAGACAUGUUAACAGAAACGCAUUCAUUUUCCUUGGAAUGUGCAUUGUUUUUAUUUUGCAGGAAAAAAAAAAGCUUGAAGCUCCAUCUUAUGUGGAAAAUGAAUCCUAUUCGUUAGCGUUUGUGAAGUCUCAGCAUUUGUUUCACUUUCACUUCUGUAAUAUACUCUGACCCUUUGUGGAAAGAAUUUUUUGUUUUGUUUGUUUUUGUUUUACCUACAUGUAAUAAUUAGCUUAAGUGUACUAGUCUAUCACCUGUGUAUUUUUAGGGUGCUACAGAAAUAAUGAAGAAAAUAAGGGGAUUUAAAAAAAUUGUAACCAAAUUCAUACUUUGUACAAUUUUUGAUAUCAUGAUCAGAGGAGAAUUUAAAAAAAAGUACAAUCUGAAGUAACAUGCAAAAAUGGCCAUUGUCUUUGUUUGUACAUUGUAUGUACAGUACAAUGCAAUCAUUUCAUACUUUAAACUGGUCAGAAAAAAUAAUUGUGAUUUUUAGUCUUGCAAAACUGUAUGUAGUUAGAUGAUGUGACAACCUAAUAUUUAUCUAAUAAAUAUGUAUUCAGAUGAAACCUGUA